AUGCAACCAACGACAUCCGCUCAUUCCGAUGCCGGAGCAUCUGCCCUCGCUACCACGCGCGGCUUUGAUACGCCAAGUCGAGACGCAUCAGCCCCAACAAUAGGCUUCUCGAUGCCUCCUAGCGAUAGUAACGCUUCCAUCUGGACCACAGCUUCUGCCUCUGAAUCAGGGUCUGGCCCGCAAAGCAAACGCGCUUCCAUGAUCGGUUUCGACAUCGAUGCUAUGCGUAGCGUUCAACCCGCACACGAGGCCGCGUCUUCGAAGCACACUAUUCCUUCUCUGCAGCAGCCACCUCGCAUCGGAGUGCAGGCACCCAGCUACGAUAGCGAUGGCUCUCACUACGACGAGGAUGAGAUGCCUGGUGCCUUUUCGCACAGCGCUUACGACCGGUCAGCCGACAGGACCAUCGAGGCUCCCGUUUUGCAAAACAGUGGUACUGGUGCAGCUGCAGGAGCUGACGAACCUGACGAAGAAGAGGUGUUUUCCAACGCCCUGCCCUCUCCACCUGUUCCAAGGCGUACGAGCAGCGUCAUCCAGGAUGGCUCCACCAUCUCUCCCAGCCCUUCACUGUCAGAAAGCAUCGCCACAGCAAGGUCGAGACAUGCAGCCUCCCGGUCGAGCUUGGGUCAACCUGUCUCGGACCAGAUCCCGCAACGACAUAGCAGCGCCGACUUUGGAGGGGACCACGCUCGCACCGGUUCUGCCGCUACAUCAUCGCGCGUCUCACGAGAAGAUGCGCCUGGUCGUCUUGAUUUGAGUGACUCGACAUCUCAGACAGCUCCUAUCAAAGGCGCCGCACUUCAAGCUGUAGACGAGAUCGCAUCGACGGACAGGGAAAGUGCUGGAAGACGUUCGCACGAACCAAGUCUCGAUGAACAGAAGCGGAUAGAGCAAGAGCUGCUCGCCGAGGCGGAUGAGUCUCGUCCGCGCACACUCAAGGAAGCCAGAGAGCGCGCGAGGCUGCGCAAGCAGCAAGGCGAGGCGGCGUCGCCUCCAUCAGCUUCUGCCACCAUUCAGCAGCCUGCAAGUGCAACGAGCAGUCCGAGAAAGGGUGCUUCUCUGCACAUGCGAGACGUUGCUUCCUCGGCAACGGCUGUGGCUGCCGAAGAAAGCGGUGCUCGUACCAGUGUCGAUUCGAGAGAUCGUCCGAUGCGCAAUCCGCGACGUAUGUCGCAGCGUGAAGCGGUGCUACCUAGCGAUCGUGCGUCUCUUUCGGAGCGAUCGGCACCUUCCGACUAUUCACACGAUUCCGGGCUGGAGGGUGCUUUUACUUACGACGAACCAGCGGCGUCAUCAUCUCAUCAACACCUGGCUGCACCUGCUGCGAAUGCGGAUCAACCAGCUACGAGUAUAGAGGAUCUCACGGACGCCGUGGACGACGCUAUGAACGAUCUCAGCUUUGGAGAUGAGACGCUAUCGGCGGAUGACGAAUUUGCAACCCCUAUGCCGCCUGCCAAAGCGCAGGAAGAAGCACGACCGCAGUUGCCGACAUCACUGCCUUCGGCAAAGAGCUUGGCUAGCAUUACAGGUGCCGGUCCGGAGGCUGUCAGGUCGAGUCCUUUGCCGUCGCCGGCGAGAUACGCACCGCAGACACCGACGAAGGGGCAUUUCUUGCCCGCAAUCCAUUCGAAUCAGUCGCUCGCGACACCCCCUCUUGGGUCUCCUGUUCACCCACGUUCUGCGCAAUCAGGGUACACGCCGCAGCGUUCUGCCACCGCGCCACCCAGCCGGAUCGAAGUGUACGGUAAAACGAUACCCAUGCCAAAAUCCUUCAACAGCAGCAGCAUCAACAGCGACAAGAGGCGACAGUCUUCCUGGGAUCGCGCUCGAACUUACGCGCAGUUCACAAACGAGCUGCUGCACCUGGAGACCCGGCUGAGCCUGUGGAUGCAGGUGGUGCAACGUCCUGCACAGCAUCAGCAGACCAGUCGUCCGAUCAAGCAAGGGGACGAGUGGAUGGCCCAGGGUACGCUGCCGAGGUCGAUGCAUGUGAGGAACGAGGGAUCGUAUGCGGACUCGAUACGUUCGGACAUGACUUUCCCGAUGCGAGGGGAUGGGGCUAAGGCGAAGGAGAUCGUCAGCGUCAUGCCGACGAUGGCGGAGAGUCCGGUGAAGGAGGUCGUUGCUCUGCCGUAUCCAGGGGUCGUGCAGAAUCAGGGACAGCAGCAGCAGCCGAGGUCGAACUCGAUCGUUUCGUUUGCAUCCAUCCCCGCCUCCGCGACGGCUGAGACGUUGACCGCGUCGAGGAGCGCCGGAAUGGGAGGCAAUCGCCUCUUUGGAGGAUUGGGGAGGAGGGGAAGUAAGAAGACGCAGCCGCCGGCAGCGGUGCCAGCAUCGCUUACGUCGGCUGCUGCUGCGGCCGGUGGGUCGAGGGCGUAUUUGGCAAACAGUCGCAACCGUGGGGUUUCACCGGGUGGUGUAGUGGGGAGCAUGCCGGGAGCAAGGCCUAGUACGGAUACGUUUGAGACGAGUCACUCGACUCAGAGUCAGGAGAGCCCAGCGACGAGUGCGGUGGGGCUAGGGCUGGCUGCGGGUGCAGGUGCGGGUGCAACAGGUGCGGAGAGUUCGUUGGCUGCGCCGCUUCGAGACGCCAAAUCAGCCUCGUCGCCGUUAGCCGCGCCAACGACCACAACCCAUCGAGCACCGAUGGGACCACGCGCGCCGAACGCGAUGGCUCGAACCGGGUCCGCUCAGAGCGUCACACCCAUCGCAGCACCCCCCACCCCCAUCACACCCAUCACGCCCAUCACACCUCUCACGGGAGGUUUCGGUUCCGGCCCCACCUUCGUCUCACGCCUGGGAGGCGGCAGUUUCAGCAGCGGCUCUCAUUCCACCCAACACGCCACCGGACCACGAUCUCCUAUCCCGGACUACCCCUCCCCCGACCUGCUGAGCGCCCCAAAUCGACGAGCAAGCGACGUCUCUGCUGCCUCUCCAACCACGAGCUCAAAUCACGAUUCCUCGCAUCCCACCUCCUCCACUUCACCGAGGCUCUCCGGUAACGCAGGUCUGAGAUCGAGUCUUUCGUACACAAGUGUUCGGGAUAGGAUACGAAGAGGCUCAUCGACGGACGUGGAGGAGGAUGCAGGGUUCAGGGAAGCAUUGGUCAAGUUGGGCGAUAUACUGCCCGAUGCGGACGAGACGACGUUGAGGUGGUAUCUGAAGAGGGCAAAGGGGAACGAUUUGGCGGCGAUCGGUGAUUAUCUGCAGGAUCAGAGCUUGGGCAAGUUGCCACGAUUCUGA
Molecule: messenger RNA, 3243 nt
Organism: Pseudozyma hubeiensis SY62
Lineage: Eukaryota; Fungi; Basidiomycota; Ustilaginomycetes; Ustilaginales; Ustilaginaceae
Exons: 1
Coding region: 1-3243 (1080 amino acids)
Source: RefSeq, a predicted model, not a curated record